Messenger RNA from Mesorhabditis belari, 1764 nucleotides. NCBI's taxonomy places the organism in Eukaryota, Metazoa, Nematoda, Chromadorea, Rhabditida, Rhabditidae. The record is from the annotation of a GenBank genome assembly.
AUGGACCAUCCAUCCCCAGAGACAUCGGCUGGAAGAAUUUGUGCUGUUUGUGGAGACAGUCCGGCAAAAGUUCACUAUGGAGUACUUGCAUGUUUUGGAUGCAAGGGUUUCUUUCGUCGAGCGGUGAAAGAUGGGCGAAAUAAAUACAUCUGUAGAUAUGAUCGACAAUGUGCCGUCAACAAGUAUGAACGAAACAGUUGUCGAUAUUGCCGAUUCAGGAAAUGCCUUCAAGUGGGAAUGAAUCCGGAUGCCGUUCGCCCAGAUCGAGAAGAAUUAAAAGAAAAGGGAAAAAUGAAACCACUGCUUACAAAGAAGAAAAGUGUUGGAAGAACUCUAUCUGGGAGAGCGACAGAUGAAGAAGAAUGGACAAGAUUCAUGACACCUGAACAACGAGUUCUCCUUUUUCAACUCAUCAAACUUGAGGCUGAAGUGCAAAAUGCAAAUGAAUACAACUAUGAGACUGUAGCUGAUUUCAAUCUGAAAAGUUUGGUGGCUGAUAGAAUGCUGGCUGAAAAGAAUCCAUCAACACGUCUCUCAGCUUCUUCAGUCUUAUCCGGAGAUAUAAAUCUGACAGCAAUCUGGCGUGUGGUGGCUGUAGUUGAAUGGGUUGAAGGAGUUGUGAGAAAAAUGGAAGAAGGAAGACAUGUUGUCACAGUUGAGGACAAGACAGCCCUUGUUGAAGACACUUUUGCCCAGCUGACUUUGUUCACAUUAGCUGCUCGUGCGGCUCUGACUCCCCAUGCUGAACCGGCUGCUCUUCACCAUUCACUACACCCAUGUUCUAGAGUUUUUGCAACAGAAGUUGUUAGAAGAUUAAUCUCCGAAGUUGUCGCACCGUUGAGAAGACUUGAACCAUCCGAUGCUGAAUUUGUUCUUCUCAAGGCCAUUAUUGCUUUAAAUCCAGAUGCUACUGGAAUUUGCAAUGCGGCUUCGUCGAGUCUCCGUGAAAAACGCGAUGAUUUGCAGAAUCUUCUCCUCAAGACAAUCAAGAAAAGUCGUCCGAAGAACAACACUCAACCUGGAAGUCACUUUGGAAAUCUUCUGCUUCUCAUUCCUCCACUGAGACAACUUGGUUUCGAGCUGAUCUCGCAUUUGCGAACGAAAUUCCCGCGAGAUGGAAGUCAAGCACCAUUUCGCCGUAUUCUUUGCGAUGUUUUCAACCCGGUCUACGAUGAUCUUCUUAUGCAAAGAGAACAAGAGCGAUCGGAUGCUGAACAAAGUGAAACGAUUCGACCGCAACAAGGUAAUCCGAACCAACUACAAAUUGAAUGCAUUAACAUACAAACAUUCAAAGAGGAACCUCAAUCAAUUUUCUGUGCACCUCAGCCUCCAAUCAUCCGUGCCCCUCCUCGAUUUUAUUCUCCGUCAACACUUGUGAUGGGUCCUCCAUCAUUUCCAUCGGGUCUUCAUCACGGUUUUCCCACUCCUACCUCAACUCCAUCUUCCCUAAAUGCUUCUUGCUUCCAUACUCCUCCACCCCUUUACCGUCCUUCACCCCUUUCACCCUGUGUCACUCCACUUUCAAUCCAUAAUGAUUUUCCAAUGUCUGAUCGUCCAACAAGUCUUUCUUUACCGAAAAUUCCCCUGCAACUAACGAGAUCAAUUGAGGAAAUGCUGAAACCAAAUGGAGGUGGUGCUUCAGAGGAACUCAAUCGACCUUUAGCCUCGGAUUGGGCCGACACUGUUGGCUACAGUACUCCUAUCUUCAAUCGAGAUGUCGUUUCUCAAUUUUUCCCCGAGAUCAACACAAGCAAUACAAAUCUU